AUGGGUAAUGGAGCCAAAGCCUCGAUGAAGCGCGACCGCAACCAAAAGGACGCGAAGGUUGCCAAGUCGCAAACGAAAUCCACGACCAAGGCACCAGCGUGCGUGACAUCUACUCUGCGUGACUUGAUCUUGGAUUGGGCUCUGCGUGCUAAUAUUUUGGCUAUGUAUAGUCUCCUCGAACACGCCUCCAACAAGCACAAGAAGGGGAGUGCCGAGUGCUUUCCUGGUGUGAGCGCAUGA
This is a messenger RNA of Penicillium alfredii, 240 nucleotides long. RefSeq lists its product as uncharacterized. The record is from RefSeq and is a predicted model, not a curated record. The transcript is spliced from 3 exons. NCBI's taxonomy places the organism in Eukaryota, Fungi, Ascomycota, Eurotiomycetes, Eurotiales, Aspergillaceae. The coding region runs from base 1 to 240 and encodes 79 amino acids.